Tachysurus vachellii is the source of this 2408-nucleotide messenger RNA. It is a transcript of the gene mkxb, whose product is annotated as mohawk homeobox b. Gene Ontology annotation, cellular component: nucleus. The coding region runs from base 160 to 1140 and encodes 326 amino acids. The transcript is spliced from 7 exons. NCBI's taxonomy places the organism in Eukaryota, Metazoa, Chordata, Actinopteri, Siluriformes, Bagridae. The record is from RefSeq and is a predicted model, not a curated record. Gene Ontology annotation, biological process: muscle organ development; regulation of transcription by RNA polymerase II; cell development. Gene Ontology annotation, molecular function: RNA polymerase II cis-regulatory region sequence-specific DNA binding; DNA-binding transcription factor activity, RNA polymerase II-specific.
GAGGUUCAGGCAGAACAACAUACAGUGCGCACCACCGGAAUCACCAUAAGGAUUUCCGAGCUGAUGGAACACGAGCCGGAGAAGAGAAUUUGGGACUUGUCCAUGGACCCACACCCACACACUAACUUCUGAGCUUGAUGCAAACGGACCUCUAGGACGAUGAGUGCGCUGGUGUUCAGCAAACUGGACGAGCGUCUGAGUUUCGAGGAGAGCGGAAAAGCCGUAGAAAGGAAGAGCCUGAGUUAUCUAGAAGUGCUCAACGGACAGCAUGCGGAUUCUCUGACCAAGAGGAUGGACGGAGCUCUGCAGCACCGGAGACAGAGUGGAGGGAAGGUGCGGCACAAGCGUCAGGCUCUUCAGGACAUGGCCAGGCCUCUGAAACAGUGGCUGUACAAACACAGGGACAACCCGUAUCCAACCAAAACCGAGAAGAUCCUGCUCGCCCUCGGCUCCCACAUGACCCUGGUUCAGGUAUCAAACUGGUUCGCUAACGCACGCCGCAGACUGAAGAACACUGUGCGACAACCCGACCUGAGCUGGGCGCUACGCAUCAAACUCUACAACAAAUACGUUCAGGGCAACGCGGAGAGGCUCAGCAUCAGCAGCGACGACUCUGAUUCUGACGACGGUGAGAACGCUCUCCAGAUGCAGCCCAGCGAAUCCGAGUCCAGUCAGCCCACGCACAAGAGCGUGAUCCAGGAGAGCCGAGGCCUCGAUUACGUCUCCCCGCCGAAGUACAAGAACAGUCUGCUGAACCGCUACCUCAACGACUCCCUGCGGCACGUCAUGGCCUCCAACACCGACUCGCGCAAGAGGAACCACUCGGGAUCCUUCAGCUCCAACGAGUACGACGACGAGCUCCUGUCGCCCUCGUCGUCUGAAACCGAGGCCAACUUCAGCUUCCGCACAGAAUCCAUGGACUGUGGCUCUCAGUUCCACGACAGGUGCAAUCCCAAAGGAGGCGCACGAGUUAAAAGCGGGCCGUACUGGAGCGAGCUGCACGCCGCCAUGGCGCUGACUAACCUGGCUCAGAGCGAGGAGGCCACCGCGCAUGCUGGCACCACCAGCCGCAUCAUCCAGAAAUCCUCACACAUAGCGGAGAUAAAAACUGUCAAAGUGCCCAUCGCUCCUCCUCAGUAGUGCUCCGGAGGCCUGGGGCCGGACGCAGGCGGUCAGCAUGAGACUUCUUCAAGACUUGAACGUGGAUGUUAGUUUUGGAAACUAAAGAUUUUUACAAAGACGUGAUUUGGAUAUUUCACCGAAGUGCCUGAUUAUGACUAAUGACAUCCAGACUGUUCACCAAACACCAACAGGAAGAGACGUGUCACGGAUGGAAGUUUGGUUUGGACAGUAAACGUCAACGAAUCGCUGGCUUAAAAUCAUGUAACGACAUCCACACGUUUUGUAUUUUUCUUCAAUAUCAUUUUCCUUCUGACAGGUUUCACAAUCCUCAGUGGAAAUGUAAUAUAUUCAUAUCCAUCUUUACCCUCAUGUUUUCUAACUUAAGUGUAAUGUUUACCGAGGCAGGAUUAUUGUCCAACGAUUGUUGCUCCGCAGUUGUUUCUCCUUAUUUUUUAUGCUAUAGGUUACAGCCAUAACUAACGUGGCCUUGUGUAUCUGAUGACGGACGAGUCCUCGGGGGGAAACGACAGGCCGGGUCGGACCGGCUCGCCCCGUCACAGACUGCGAUCGCUGAUAAUGAAAACCUUUUCUUGAACCCUGACUGACCCGUCUGUGAGUCUGUGAGUGAUCAGCACUCUGCCCAUCACCCAGCGUGACUCAGAGAGUCGUCACUCACAGAUCGAGUCCUGACCAGAUUUACCAGUUUCAAAACAUUGUCUCAGAAACAUUUCCCUCUUUCCAGCAUUUUCCACUUUCAAUAAAACCAGAUGACUCGAUUCUUUCAGUCUUUUAUGUCAAAACCUUCUAAACGUCCGACGAGAACAACUGCUAGAAUUUCAUUCGUUACGUGACGCGAAGACAAAUGCAAGAAAACACAGGUAUUAAAAUCAGAAGAAUCAGAACUUCUGAAGAAGUUGUUUCUGUUUCUUGAUUUUCAGCGAUGAUUUGAGAUUUGAUUGACAGGUUCGCCGAUGAGGUCAGAACUCGUUAAGACGAAUCGUAGCCGUAACUAACAAUAACUCCGCUUUGAUUAUUUUCCUUUAAAAACACAACCUCCGAAUGUUUUAUUCCUCUCAUAACAAAGAAGGUUCUUAUCUCACAGACGCUGAAACGUUUACAGCUGCUCGUAUCUAAAACCUCCUCAGAUGUUAGUUAGAGGAUUUGUCCGUAAUGGAUCCGCGAUGUGCGUUUCAGUUAUGCGUCUUGAUAAUAUUAAAUAUUACGAGUCUAAGAAACUUCCCAUCAAACGCUCUUUUUGACAGGAGAUAUGUUUGGGAUCGUAUCGU